AUGACAAUAGGGAUGUCACCUUUUGAAGCGUUAUACGGUCGGAGGUGUAGAACUCCGCUAUGUUGGCACGAAUCCGGCGAAGGCGUAGUACUUGGACCGGAAAUCAUACGAGAAACUACAGAUAAGGUAAAGUUAAUCCGGGAAAAGAUGAAGGCUUCACAGAGUAGACAGAAAAGAUAUCAUGAUAAGCGAAGGAAGGAGUCAGAAUUUGAAUCGGGUGACCAUGUGUUUCUAAGAGUCACGCCUGUGACUGGUGUUGGUCGUGCCCUGAAGUCUAAGAAGUUGACUCAACGAUUUAUUGGUUCUUAUCAAAUUACGGAGAGAGUUGGGACCGUUACUUAUAGGGUGGCAUUACCGCCUAACCUGUCAAAUCUACACGAUGUGUUUCAUGUGUCACAACUUCGGAAGUAUGUUCCAGACCCAUCUCACGUGAUUCAUCUGGAUGAUGUGCAAGUGAGAGAGAAUCUUACAGUAGAGACGAUGCCGAUUCGGAUUAUAGAUCGUGAGAUAAAGUCCAUGAGAGGUAAAGAUAUCCCGUUGGUGAAAGUAGUCUUGACGGGGACUACCGGAGAAAGCAUGACGUGGGAAAUGGAGAGCAAGAUGAAGGAAUCCUACCCCGAGUUGUUUGAGCGAGAUUCUGAUUCAGAUGAAUCAAUAUCUGAUUCAGAGUCUGAUAGAUAG
Vicia villosa (hairy vetch) is the source of this 681-nucleotide messenger RNA. RefSeq lists its product as uncharacterized. The record is from RefSeq and is a predicted model, not a curated record. NCBI's taxonomy places the organism in Eukaryota, Viridiplantae, Streptophyta, Magnoliopsida, Fabales, Fabaceae. Bases 1 to 681 code for a protein of 226 amino acids. The transcript has 2 exons.